This is a messenger RNA of Poecilia latipinna (sailfin molly), 2885 nucleotides long. Its product is annotated as natural resistance-associated macrophage protein 2-like. The record is from RefSeq and is a predicted model, not a curated record. Lineage: Eukaryota; Metazoa; Chordata; Actinopteri; Cyprinodontiformes; Poeciliidae. The transcript has 16 exons. Gene Ontology annotation, cellular component: endosome membrane; plasma membrane; lysosomal membrane. Gene Ontology annotation, biological process: iron ion transmembrane transport; manganese ion transport. Bases 82 to 2013 code for a protein of 643 amino acids. Gene Ontology annotation, molecular function: manganese ion transmembrane transporter activity; iron ion transmembrane transporter activity; cadmium ion transmembrane transporter activity.
CAGGCAGGAAUCAGGAGAAACUGGCGCAGAGUUUGGCCGUCCGGUUUACCUUUGCCCUCCGGCAUUUCCUCCUUCCUUAACAUGUCAGGUGAGUUCAGCAAACUGCUGCUCUACCUGCGCCGCGCAGACUCUGACACAACCGGGAGGCGUGGAGGAACACCGAGGCAGAGAGUCGAUCAUUUCACCGGAGGAAGCUUCCCGGCUCGGUUCUACUCAUGGCCAGUUAGCAACUUUGCGCAGCUCAAGAUGUUCUCCUUCCUGCGCUCAGGUAGAAAUCCCCCGGCUGAGAACAUCCACAUCUCCUCUCUGCCGCCCAGCAUUCCCCUGGAUCCAGAACCAGAUCCGCCAGGCCAACAAGAGGACUCUGUUAAAAACCAGGAGAAAGCCGUCAUCCAGACCACAUACACUCACCGGGGAUCGUCCGCGCCUUCGGUUUUCCUGCAGAACCGCAGCAAUGAACCGGCUCCCGCCACGUACUUUGAGCAGAGAGUCCCUGUUCCUGAUGAGGACACUGAGAGACUGUUCAGUCUGCGUAAACUCUGGGCCUUCACCGGGCCCGGGUUUCUGAUGAGCAUUGCCUAUCUGGACCCGGGAAACAUCGAGUCUGACCUGCAGUCAGGAGCUAAAGCUGGAUUUAAGCUCCUCUGGGUGUUGCUGCUGGCCACCAUCAUCGGCCUGCUGCUGCAGCGGCUGGCGGCGCGGCUCGGCGUCGUCACCGGGAUGCACCUGGCUGAAGUCUGCAACCGCCAGUACCCCACGGUGCCCAGAAUCCUGCUGUGGUUGAUGGUGGAGCUGGCGAUCAUCGGCUCCGACAUGCAGGAGGUCAUCGGCUGCGCCAUCGCCUUCAACCUGCUGUCCAAUCACAGGAUCCCCCUCUGGGCCGGUGUGCUCAUCACCAUUAUCGACACCUUCUUCUUCCUCUUCCUGGAUAAGUACGGCUUGAGGAGGCUGGAGGCCUUUUUUGGUUUGCUUAUUACUAUUAUGGCCAUAACAUUUGGAUACGAGUACGUGAUGGUGGCUCCUGACCAAGGCCAGCUGCUGAAGGGGAUGUUUGUGCCGUACUGCGAAGGCUGCGGGCCGGUUCAGCUCACCCAGGCCGUCGGCGUGGUGGGCGCCGUCAUCAUGCCUCAUAACAUUUACCUCCACUCCGCUCUGGUGAAGUCUCGGGAAGUGGAUCGCUCGAAGAAGAAAGAAAUAAAAGAGGCUAACAAGUACUUCUUCAUCGAGUCGGCCAUUGCUCUGUUUGUCUCGUUCCUCAUCAACGUGUUUGUGGUUGCCAUCUUUGCUGAGGCGUUCUACCAGCGCUCAAACAUCGAGGUGUAUAACGUCUGCAACCAGUCGAGCAUUCCUCACUCCAACCUCUUCCCUCUGGACAACAAAACUCUGGAGGUUGACAUUUAUAAAGGGGGAGUGGUUCUGGGCUGCUUCUUCGGGCCUGCGGCGCUCUACAUAUGGGCCGUCGGGAUUCUUGCAGCCGGUCAGAGCUCCACCAUGACUGGAACCUACUCUGGCCAGUUUGUCAUGGAGGGCUUCCUGAACCUGCGUUGGUCGCGUUUUGCUCGGGUUUUGCUGACCCGCUCCCUCGCCAUCACUCCCACGCUGCUGGUGGCCAUUUUUAAGGACGUGCAGCACCUGACGGGCAUGAACGACUUCCUCAACGUGCUCCAGAGCAUGCAGCUGCCGUUCGCCCUCAUCCCCAUCCUCACCUUCACCAGUCUGCCGUCUCUGAUGAACGACUUCGCCAACGGGCUGACGUUUAAGAUCAUGGGAGGUCUGGUGAUCCUGUGCGUGUGCGCCAUCAACAUGUACUUCGUGGUGGUGUACGUGACGGCACUGAACAGCGUGUGGCUCUAUGUCCUUGCUGCCUUCCUCUCCCUGGCGUACCUCACGUUCGUGGGCUACUUGGUGUGGCUGUGUCUGAUAGCGCUGGGUGUGUCCUGGCUGGAUCCGAGCUCCAGGAGAGAAAACGACUCAACCAUCCUGAUACCGGAGCAGCCGGAGUUUGACUCCUGAGCCAAGCGUAGCUUAAACUGGAUCAUCGGUCAACCCAGAACCGGGUCCAACUCUGACCGGUUGGAUGGUGCUAAAGUAUUUUUAAUAAUCUGUAAUGUAUAAUCUGUUUCAUGUUGUUUUUAUCUUCAUUGUGACAUGUUAGAAAGCUGAAGGAGAGUCAGUUUUUAAGUUUUUCAGUGCAAAACAGAGCAUGGACACAGGACACCUUAGCAUGUUGUGCUAGCGCGUCGCUAACACUCACUAUGUUGCACUUUCCAAAAUUAAUCUCAACUUUUUGGACUUCUCCACAUUUUGUCACAUUACAACCUAAAACUUCAAUGUAUUUAUUCAGAUUUUAUGCAAAUUGGGCCUGUAUUGUGAAGUUGAAGGAAAGUUAUUUCAAAAUGGCAACUGUUAAGAUCCACUUUUAAAUCUAGGGGAAUAUUCUCAGUUGGAUUACAGUCAGGUCCAUUCUAAAACAUGUUUAUUUGUACUUUAUUUAUUUCAAUAUUAAACCUCUAAGGGCUUCAAAGAACAGCUGGAUUUAUAUAAAUCAGGAUGACAAUUUGAUAUGAUAUGACUGUUUACUAGCAACUUUAGGAGGAAAUUAGUUGUCAGGAAUUUGAAUCAGGUAAAAAGGAUAUGGUUAUCGACUUGAGCAAAUGCUAAAACUCGCUGUAAACAUGAUGUAUAUAAACUCCAAAACGCACAAAAACAAAAUGCAGCAGAAAAAUGCUUCAAUCACAGGAAAUAGAAGCAUCUUAAAAGAUGUCGGCCAUUGUAAAAGAGGAAUACUUGUGCACAUAACACUUUUCAGAUUUUAAACAAAAAUUUUAAAAAAACUAUGCAUCAUUUCCCUUUCACUUUGCAUUUCUGAAAAACACAAAAUCUUU